CAAAUAGGCAGGCAAAUCUAGAGUUACCGAGGGGAAGAGGAUUGAGGGUCUCUUGUUAUCAGAUAGAAAAUCAGCUGUUGGACAAACCUAAAAGCUCACAGGAAAGGUUUCAAGCAAGAAUAUCAGAAAAAGAAAAACCAAGAAACAAAAGUGCCACUGAAACUGAGUGCAAGAUGGAGUAUACAUUCAGAGCAGUGACUAACAGUCCAGGGAUUAUAAUCUGGAGAAUUGAGAAAAUGGAGCUGGUACAAGUCCCUGAGAAAUCUUAUGGAAACUUUUAUGAGGGUGACUGCUACGUACUUCUGUCUACUCAGAAGGUGAGCAGCUCUCUGAGUUAUGAUAUCCACUACUGGAUCGGCUCACAGUCUACUCAGGAUGAACAGGGUGCAGCUGCUGUUUACACCAUCCAGCUCGAUGAGUUUUUGGGUUCUACUCCGGUCCAGCACCGCGAGGUUCAGAACCACGAGUCUGAUGCCUUUAGGGGCUACUUCAAACAAGGAAUCAUCUAUAAGAAAGGUGGAGUUGCAUCGGGCAUGAGGCACACUGAAACCAACACCUAUGAUGUUAAGAGACUGCUUCAUGUCAAAGGGAAGAAAAGAGUGAUUGCAAAGGAGGUGGAGAUGAGCUGGAACAGCUUCAACCUCGGAGAUGUGUUUUUGUUGGAUAUUGGCAAGACCAUCGUUCAGUGGAACGGACCCAAGAGUAACAAACAGGAAAAGUUGAAAGGCAUGUUGCUGGCCAAAGACAUCCGAGACAGAGAGCGAGGAGGCCGGGCAGAGAUCAGAGUGACUGAAGGGGAAGCAGAGAGCAACUUUCCUCAGAACAUGGAGAUCCUGAAUGGAGCUCUUGGAGAAAGAACCUCCGCGCUGAUGGAUGGACCUCCGGAUGAAACCGCCGAUCAAGAGCAGAAGUCAAAACUGACACUUCACCACGUGUCGGAUGCUGAUGGUCAGAUGAAGGUCACUGAAAUCGCUACCAGACCGCUGACUCAGGAUCUCCUCAACCAUGAUGACUGCUAUUUCCUGGAUCAAGGAGGAACGAAAAUCUUUGUGUGGAAAGGGAAGAAAGCAGACAAAGCUGAAAGACAGGCUGCUAUGAGCAGAGCUUUGGAGUUCAUUAAAGCCAAAAACUACCCAAUCACUACAAAUGUGGAGACGGUGAAUGACGGUGCAGAGUCAGCUCUCUUCAAACAGCUGUUCCAGAGGUGGACAGUUAAGGACCAGACUCAAGGUCUGGGUAAAGUGAAUACAAGAGGGAAAGUGGCUCAUAUCACACAGGAAAAAUUUGAUGCCACUCUGAUGCACGUGAUGCCACAGGUGGCUGCACAGGAGCGAAUGGUGGACAACGGCACAGGUCAAGUGGAGGUGUGGAGAAUUGAGAAUCUGGAGCUUGUCCCGGUGGACCCUGAAUGGUAUGGAUACUUCUAUGGAGGAGACUGCUACCUGAUCCUCUACACUUACUUGGUUAACAGCAAGAAGUGUUACUUACUCUAUAUAUGGCAGGGACGUCACGCAACACAGGAUGAGCUGGCAGCCUCAGCAUUUCAGGCUGUAGAUUUGGAUCAGAAGUACGGUGGUGAGCCAGUUCAAGUGAGGAUAACAAUGGGCAAAGAACCACGACACUUUAUGGCAGUUUUCAAGGGUAAAAUGGUCAUCUUUGAGGGCGGCACAUCUAGAAAAGGAUCAUCUGACCCAGAACCACCAAUAAGGUUGUUCCAGGUCCAUGGCUCUGACCCAUCCAACACAAAAGCCAUCGAGGUUCCAGCCCUGGCCACCUCUCUGAACUCUAAUGAUGUGUUUUUACUAAAGAGCCAAUCAGAAAUCUAUCUGUGGUGUGGAAAGGGAUCAAGUGGAGACGAGAGAGCCAUGGCAAAGGAGGUCAGCUCUGUGCUUGGCCAGAAAGGCUCUGAGGAGAUUGUGGCAGAGGGUCAGGAGCCCAUUGAGUUCUGGGAGCUGCUUGGAGGGAAAGCUCCCUAUGCGAGCGACAAGAGGCUGCAGCAGACUGUUCCAGACCACCAGCCACGCCUGUUCGAAUGCUCCAAUAAGACAGGCCGUUUCAUCGUGACCGAGGUGACUCAGUUCACGCAGGACGACCUCAACGAGGAUGAUGUCAUGCUACUUGACACGUGGGACCAGGUGUUUAUCUGGAUCGGUAAAGAGGCCAAUGAGGUGGAGCGCAAAGAAGCAAUCAUCACAAGCCAAGAGUACCUUCGCACCCACCCGGGCAACAGAGACCCGAGCACCCCCAUGGUUUUGAUCAAGCAGGGAUUUGAGCCGCCCACCUUCACUGGGUGGUUCACAGCCUGGGACCCCUCCAAAUGGAGCGGAGGAAAGAGCUAUGAGGACUUGAAGAGGGAGUUGGGAGAUGAAGCAUCAGCUGUUCAUGUUGCACCUGAGCAGAACUGUGUUAAAAGUGAGAAAACCUAUCAGUGUUUUCCACUUGACGAUCUGGUCAACAAACUCGCCAGCGAGCUGCCUGAAGGUGUUGACCCAUCUGAGAAAGAGAAACAUCUCUCUGACUCUGACUUCAGCAACUUAUUUGGGAUCACCAAAGAUGAGUUUGUGAGUCUGCCUCGGUGGAAGCAGCUGAACAUGAAGAAAGAGAAGGGGAUGUUUUGAUCAUAUUUUUUUGUUAAAAGACAACAGGAGGUCUCUCUUUGUGUGCUGAACGGUCCCUCCCUUACGAUCGUUAAAAAUCACUGCGACACAAAACAUUUUUUUAGCCUGUGUUAAUUUUGUACAAUUGAAACUUUAAUUAAUAGCUCUUCUGAUAAUAUUAUUUUAAUUCUCAGUAUGAACAAUAAUAAACUGCUUAUUCAUCUGUGUGUGAAAUUUUCUAUUCCACUGAAAUGACACAUCUGUCCCACAUCUGUUCAAGAAUUUCAGUCCUCGUUAAUGCAAAAUCAUAUAAUGAGCCAAAAAUAACUACACUAUUUAAAAACACCAGAACCAGGGCAUUAAAUACUUUUGCACUUUAUCAAACCCUGCACAGUAACAACCCCUCAUAGUCUUUUUGAUUGGUGAUAUUAGAGGUCGUGUCUGCCACCUGUUGGCCAAAUCAUGUAACAACAUGUCAGGCCAACAUAAGGAAGAGAUCAAAAUAAACCAGUUCGGUGAAGUUUAUUCACUUACCUGCAUGAGUACAGACUGCAGCGCUUUGGCUGACUGUUAUAGCAUUUUAAAAGUAAACUUAUUGCUGUCAUCUUGCAAAAGGAGGGACAGCAUUUGACUGAUCAAGGUUUCUAUAAUUGCUAUUUUAAGUGUAGUUUAUAUAUAUCUAUAUUAGACUGUACAUUGACAGAGAUGUAUUACAGUUUCGCUAAACCACAACAACCUAAAUCAGAUCUCUGUUAUGCUAUGGUAUUCAUCUAA
Molecule: messenger RNA, 3371 nt
Organism: Scatophagus argus
Lineage: Eukaryota; Metazoa; Chordata; Actinopteri; Scatophagidae
Gene: avil
Product: advillin
Exons: 20
Coding region: 174-2618 (814 amino acids)
Biological process (GO): actin polymerization or depolymerization; cytoskeleton organization; barbed-end actin filament capping
Cellular component (GO): cytoplasm; actin cytoskeleton
Molecular function (GO): actin filament binding; phosphatidylinositol-4,5-bisphosphate binding
Source: RefSeq, a predicted model, not a curated record